AUGCUCGAAACUCAGUACUUUAAGCAACAAGAUGGCUCAAAAAUUGCUUAUAAAACUCUUGAACCACACAAUCCAGAAGACAUAAAAAACGAAAUUCCCCUUGUAUUAAUCAUAGGAUUGUGGUGCGUUAAAGAAGAGUUUAUUUGUCUGGAAGAAGUAAUUAUAUUUGAUAACCGUGGAAUGGGUGAAUCAAGUGUUGUUUCUUCUGAUGAUCCAAUAUCACUUGAUUUGAUGGCACAAGAUACAAUUGCAUUAGUUAAGCAUCUCGGAAUCAAAAAAUUUAAUCUACUAGGAUGGUCUAUGGGAGGUUUUAUCGUUUUUUAUGUUGCCUUAAAUGUUCCAUCGAAUCUUACGUUAGAAAAGCUGAUUAUUUGUUCAAGAACAAAAAGACCUAUUAUGAAUACACUUGAAAAAUGCUUUACUGAUUAUAUGCUUGAAAAUCCAGAAAUACUUGACAAGCUUGCAGAAAUUCAGUUUAAUUCUAAUCGUCCAUUUGAGAUUUUCAAUAUUGUCUCAAAAACACAAAUGAUCAAAACUCAAACUUUGCUACUUCAUGGUGAAGCCGAUGAAAUACUUCCUAUUGUAGAAGGUGAAUUUAUUGCUAAUGCAAUUCUCAACCUCAAAUUUAUUAGGAUUCCCAAUGCUGGGCAUUU
Molecule: messenger RNA, 653 nt
Organism: Dentiscutata erythropus
Lineage: Eukaryota; Fungi; Glomeromycota; Glomeromycetes; Diversisporales; Gigasporaceae
Source: the annotation of a GenBank genome assembly